Messenger RNA from Cetraspora pellucida, 1617 nucleotides. The record is from the annotation of a GenBank genome assembly. Lineage: Eukaryota; Fungi; Glomeromycota; Glomeromycetes; Diversisporales; Gigasporaceae.
AUGUCCAAAAAACCCCAGGACAAGUUUGUUGAAUUAGACACAAAACGCCGUAAUGCCCUAUCAGAACUUGACGACUCAACAAUUAAGUUGGUUCAUGUUCGAGCCUGUGUGAUUGCAGGUUUAGGAUUUCUUACUAGUGCAUACGAUCUGUUCGUCAUUAAUUUGGUCUCGAACAUACUUGGGUAUGCCUAUUAUUCUUCUAAUAAUAAUUCUGUUCCCACAAAUCUGGAUACCGGCAUAAAGACUUCGGCUGCCAUAGGAAAUGUUAUUGGACAGUUAUUUUUCGGGUGGAUGGCUGAUAGAUAUGGUCGUAAAAAAGUGUAUGGAAUUGAACUCUCGAUUAUGAUUGCUGCCUCUGCAGGAACAGCUCUCGCUGCAAAUUCCUUUUCUAUGAGCAUGUUUACCGGAAUUAUAUUUUGGCGUAUUAUCUUGGGUAUAGGAGUUGGAGGAGAUUAUCCCCUCUCGGCUGUCCUUACCAGCGAAUUUGCAACAAAGAAAAGAAGGGGAACAAUGAUGGCAUUGGUUUUCGCAAUGCAAGGAUUCGGUAUUUUGUUUGCAGCGUUGAUCACCAUGAUAACUCUAAAGGUCUUCGAAUCCCAUAUUAAAGAGGAUGUUCGUUAUCUUGACUAUGUUUGGAGAAUCGUCGUUGCUGUCGGCGCAAUUCCGGCCAUCGGGGUUCUCUAUUUUAGAAUAACAAACCCUGAAUCACCCCGUUACAUUAUGGAUGUGUGUGGAAAUAUUGAAAAAGGUGCCAAAAGUGUAGAAAUCCUGCUCAAUAGUGAUAAUAAUAAAGUAAAAGACAAUGAAGUUGAAGCGUUUUAUUUGGUUGGAACACCACAAGCCUCGUGGAAGGAUUUCAGAGAAUACUUUGGAAAGUGGCACAAUGCAAAAAUCCUAAUAAGUACCUGCGUCACAUGGUUUGCCAUCGACGUAGCCUUCUAUGGCAUUAGUUUUAAUCAAGGAAUAAUCAUGAACGCAACAACAAACCUAACGAAGUCUCAGGAACCGUAUCAAAAUUUAUUUAAUAGUGCCAUCGGUAGUGUAGUUGUGACAGUAUUAGGAACUAUACCAGGAUAUUGGUGUAGCGUUUUGUUAAUCGAUAGAUUGGGACGAAGAUUCAUCCAAUUAAUGGGAUUCUCGGUCCUAACAAUUCUUUAUUUGGUCAUUGGGUUCUCGUAUACGGUUAUUACUACCCAAGAAUAUCAUGCCAUAUUUGUGGUCCUUUUUAUAAUAUCGAUGUUCUUCACAAACUUUGGCCCAAAUACAACCACUUUUAUCAUACCUGGUGAAGUAUUUCCAACUCGUUAUCGCUGUUUGUGCCAUGGUAUAUCAGCUGCCUCUGGCAAAAUUGGUGCAAUCGUAUCACAAAUAAUGGUCUUAUUACUUAAAGACAUAGGCGGAACCAAUAUGUUUUUCGAUCGUCUAUUAGAAUUUUUCGCAUUAGCCGCCUUUAUCGGUUUUCUAUUUUCUUUUCUGGUUCCGGAGACAGGAAACAAGUCUCUGGAAGAAAAUUCAAAUGAGAUGCAAGAAGGGUUCAUAAAAAGCUACAUUUACCCAGAGCUAAAACCACCUAAGGUGGUUAAGCUCAACAAAAUGCAAAACCGUCACAAUAAUAAU